UUUUUUUUUUUUUUUUUUUUUUUUUUUUUUUCAUUUUGACCAAAACGGUGCGUUUUGACCCAAUUUGAAAUACGGUUUCCUGCCUUCAUCCCCAUUCGAAAUGAACCCGCGAAGCACCUCUCGUUCGACAGCAACCCCCCGCGUACUGGUCUGUCUACCCAGGCCUCCCGGCGACGGCGUCUCUGUCGUCAGCCACUUCCUCUUGCUUCGGCCCGCCAUCUACCCCUCGCCGCCGCUCCCCACGAGGCCGUUGAACGGAGCGAAGGAGGGCUGAAUGCCCUGAAACUCCCUUCUGCCUGGGGACGAACCCGAAUCUGCCUUCCUCUUCCCAGCGCCACCUGGCGACGGCGAUGCACUGAUCAACGCCACCUACAAAUGUCCCCUGAACCGGCGCAUCCACUCCCCUUGAAACGACUGUGAACCGAGGAAACCAUAACUCAUUCCAAGUUGCUCUGUUUCGGGUAAAUGCACUGAGAAGUUAUACAGAUUUAAAUCAUGGCCAACCCAUUUGAUGAAGACUUUAACCCAUUUGAAAAUCCAUUUGAGAUGCCACCUUAUAUGCCAUACACUCCACCGAGUAAUCCGGAAGACCUGACACCUACAGCGCCCCCUGAGUCAACUGCUGCUGAAUUUGAAAAAAAUGUUGGGUGUUCAUCACGAAUUAUUGAUGAGGAUGUUCAUGACGCCGAUGAAAUGGUAUUCGACAUAAAUGAAGAUUUAGAGGGUACCACUGAUGUCCAGGAAGAUGAGGUACCAGUUGAUGCACCCAGAUCCGGUAUGGAAUUUGCAAGUGUGAAAGACCUGACAGCCUACUAUAAGCAUUAUGCGAAACAACAGGGUUUUGGUGUACGGAUACAGAGGACUAGGAGAGAUGAUGAUGGGAGGCCAGUUUAUGUGACAGUUGGUUGUGCCCGUGGCGGAAAGUACCAACCUAAGAACAGUGAUAUGUCGAAGCCACGGCCAACAACUAGGACGGAUUGUAAGGCCAGAGUAAAUGCGACAUUGAGUAAGACUGACAAGUGGGUUUUCACCACUGUAGAAAAUAUACACAACCAUGUAACUGUAAGCCCCAAGAAGACUAGGCUAUUGCGAUCUCACAAGGUUCUAGAUGAAUACAGCCAAAGGGUCCUUGACUUGAAUGAUCGAGCGGGUAUACGGAUGAAUAAGAACUUUUUUUCUCUUGUUGUUGAUGCGGGAGGUUAUGACAAUCUUCAGUUUCAGGAGAAAGAUUGUCGGAAUUAUAUUGAUAAAGCCAGACAUUUACGGUUGGGUAAAGGAGGUGGAGAUGCAUUUAAUCAGUAUUUCAAAAGAAUGAGAGACAAGAAUGAUGGGUUCGUUUCUGUCAUGGACGUGGAUGAUGAGGGGAGGUUACGGAAUGUCUUUUGGGCUGAUGCUCGUAGUCGAGCGGCCUAUGAGUAUUUUGGCGAUGUAGUAACCUUCGAUACUACGUACCUAACAAAUAGGUACGGGAUGCCUUUCGCUCCAUUCGUUGGUGUUAACCAUCAUGGGCAGUCCAUAUUACUAGGGGCAGGAUUGCUUUCGAGUGAGGACACAACCACUUUUGUGUGGUUAUUUCAAAUGUGGUUGGAUUGCAUGAAUGGUCGGGCCCCCUGUUCCAUCAUAACCGACCAAGAUCGGGCCAUGAAGAGUGCUAUUGCCAUUGUUUUCCCCAACACUCGUCAUAGAUUUUAUUUAUGGCAUAUCUUGCGCAAACUUCCAGAGAAGUUUGGGUCUCACGCCAUGUUCAAUGCGGGGUUGAAGACUGACAUUCAGACAACAUUAUAUGAUUCACAGACCAUCCCCGAAUUUGAGGAGAGUUGGGGUGAACUACUUGAGAAGUAUGAUCUGGUCGGCAAUAAAUGGCUCGAAGCCUUAUAUGAGGAAAGAUCUUUUUGGGUUCCAGUUUACUUGAAAGGUGAAUUUUGGGCUGGUAUGAGCACGACCCAAAGGUCAGAAAGCAUGAAUGCAUUUUUCGAUGGCUAUGUGCAUUCCGGAACGACAUUGAAGGAAUUUGUUGAUCAGUUUGAUAAUGCACUUAGAAAGAAGGUCGAGGUCGAGACACUUGCUGAUUUCAAAUCUAUCAACCAGACUAUUCCCUGCGUAUCUCACUUCAACAUAGAGAAGCAAUUCCAAUCCGUAUAUACAAAUGCAAAAUUCAAAGAGCUCCAAAGGGAGUUGCUAGGCUUAAUGGCUUGUAAUUGUUCGUUGGUAAGCACAGAAGGGUCAAUUUUAAAAUACGAUGUGUUGGAUGAAAUUAGUAUUGACGAGCUCAUUAAAACAGUCAAUUACUCAGUAUACUUUAAUGAAAAGGAGGUGGAGGUGCGAUGCACGUGUGGACUAUUUGAAACUAGGGGGAUUCUAUGUCGGCAUGCACUUAGAGUUUGUCAGUUGAAGAAGAUUAAAGAGCUGCCAAGUGUAUAUGUCUUGGAUCGCUGGAGAAAGGACGUAAAGAGGAGAUACACCUUACUCAGAAGUAGCUACGAUGACCAUGGUGACAGAGAGGAUAGUCGGAAUUAUGAGCUUGUUGUUAAGAGAUGUUUGAAAUUAGCAACCAAAAUAGCCUCAAAUAAUGAAAAAGUCCAUGCAUUCCUAAGUGUUGUUGAUGACUUUGAGAAAAAAUGUGAAGACUCAACAGUAGACUCGACACUCAUUCAUACGAAGGAGAAAGCAGAUGUGGUAUUGGAUAAGGGGAAAAAGAUAUUAAGCCCAAAUGUGGUACGAGGAAAAGGGAGACCCCAAAGUAAGAGGAGGGUUCCACCCGUGGAAAAGAUGGUCACAAAGAAAAGCAAACGGACAUGCAGGAAAAUCUUGGCAGAUGAAUCAGGAUUGGAUGACAACCCGGGAUCUCAACACCCCCAAUUUUCUGAUGGGGUAUAUGUUGGGACACAAAACAGCAUUAUUACACAAUCCACGCCACCAGGAAAUGAGAAUUUGUGA
Messenger RNA from Carya illinoinensis, 2937 nucleotides. RefSeq names its product protein FAR1-RELATED SEQUENCE 5-like. The transcript is spliced from 6 exons. Lineage: Eukaryota; Viridiplantae; Streptophyta; Magnoliopsida; Fagales; Juglandaceae. Gene Ontology annotation, molecular function: zinc ion binding. The record is from RefSeq and is a predicted model, not a curated record. The coding region runs from base 496 to 2937 and encodes 813 amino acids.